CAUACAGUGUAACAUCAUGGCGCCGCGCGCAUGCGCAAUCUUGCUCCUCGCGAUCGCAACCGUCGCUGCGCGGGAGUGCAUCGAGUUAACACUUCCAGACAAAAGUUUAUUAACCGAUUCGAUAUUAAAUGGGACUAUAUUAAAAGUAGCCGCGAAAAAUGAGUCUUUCGAUGAAAGUGGACGUUUCAAUAUUGUGGAAUUGUGGGAUAGGUUCCCGAAACUUGUGGUGCCUACGAACGGGACGAGCGAGCAGUGCAGAAGGGAUAGCCAGCUUUACUUGGACAGCCUGGACCGAUUGGAGCUAUGGGCCCUGAAAAUGUUCGACGCAACUGCAAAACCCCCGUCAGGCAUUCUUAGCGGCAAUGGAAACCAAUAUGGCGACUAUGACGAAUGCCUCGGCAUCGACGGCGCGGUCAGAGGAAAGUACUGCCUCGCGUCUCUGCAGAUAAGCGUCGGUGGAGACAAAAAUCUGGAUGAAAUCGACAGCUUGGUGCACAGCGGUCAUUAUAUUAGGAGUAAUGUUAGCGAUAUGGGUCACCGAGUCCCAAGGUACUCCAGCUUAUUAUGGGGAGUCUGCAUCCCCAGUUCUUGCAGCAGCUUCGACCUGGAAGAGGAGCUGUCCCAGAGGCUGACCGGCCUUGGAGUAUCAGUCAAAGUACAUAACAACAUGUGCUCAGUGAAGAGCUUCAAACGACCCUACUCUUUUGGAAAGACGCUUUCUAUCACAUUCUUUCUAGCAAUAAUCCUGCUUCUCAGUCUAGGCACAAUGCUAGACGACGGGAAAGAAGGAGUCACAAACUUUGAGAAGCUUCUUAACGCGUUCUCUCUGAAGAGGAAUUUGAGGAAAGUGUUCGACCUGUCGGACUCUCCGACUAGAGUUAAGGGUGUCGAUGCGUAUAGAGGAAUGAAUGCGUUCGCUCUGCUCAUAGCCCACAAGUCUAUGGCGAUGGCACAUAACCCUUAUGUGAACAAAGUCAGUUUUUCUGCUGUAUUCGGUAUGCCAUGGGCAGUGGUCGGACGCUCCGCAAUCCUCUACACAGAUAGCUUCCUAUACCUCAGCGGGUUUCUCAACGCCCACAACCUUUUAACCGACCUCGAGAAGAAAGGCACCAUCAACUUAAAGGACCGACUUAUAGCCAGAUGGUUUAGACUAUUCCCUCUCUUCGUAUCUCUCAUGCUGUUCUGCACGUACAUCCUACCUGACCUGAACAACGGUCCUCAGUGGAACCUGGUGGUGGAAGAGCACAGCAGAGUCUGCGAGAAGAACAUGUGGAAGAGUUUCUUGUUCAUACAUAACUAUUUCGGCUUUGAAGAUAUGUGCCUAACUCACACACAUCAAAUCGGUAUGGACAUGCAACUCUACGUGGCCACGUUACCCCUGAUGGUGGUCAUAUGGAAGUUCAGGACCCUGGGCUGGUCCCUCCUGGUCAUCAUGGCAGUGGCGUCGACAGCUCUCAGAUAUCUUGCCAUUUACUGGUAUGAAAUCAGCAUGUUCGUGUAUUAUGGUAUAUCAGUACAGAAGCUACUAGACGCGGCGCGUUAUUCAUACAUUCUACCGACACACAGAGCUACAAUCUACCUAAUAGGAGUCGUCAUGGCGUACCUGAUGAAGACCAAAAAGUUAAAUUUUACACUAUCAAACACUCAAUCAAGACUGCUCUGGGCGUUCUGCUUAGCCCUGAUGACGGCGACCAUAGUGACUCCUUACAAAUGGGGUUUAGAAGGUUACAAGUUCGAGCCGUUCGGAGCGGCGAUAUUUGCCGCAGUGUCGCCCAUACUGUGGGGAAUCUUCAUGUGUGCUUCUCACUGGGCUAUUGCUAAUGACUAUGCUGGCAUAGGAACCUCAUUCAUAGAAUCCCGAGUGUUCAAGUUCUUCAAUAAGAUAGCAUACAGCGUGUACCUGACGCAGUUCCCCAUUUUCUUCUACAACGUGGGAGUGCAGAGACAUGCUGAAUACUACUCACCUUUACUUCUUGUGCAUGCACCAGAAGUGCUCACAGUGACAGUGAUAUCAAUAUUGGCGACCGUCGCCAUUGAGAUGCCCUUCAACCAAGUGUAUAGGAUAUAUUUCGGACAAUCACAGAAGAAAUUAAAAGACAAAUGAGAUAAGACAAAGACUAGUGCUCUAUUCAUAGUUGUGUAUAAUUAUUUAGUUUAUAGUCACACAUCACGCAAUUAGCUCGUAACUUUUGACUAUUUUUGUACUGUUAUCAUAAAAUUAACUAUAAGGACAAAAUAUAAACGAUAAGUUAUUAAAAAAUAAAACCCAAUGUGUAUAAAAUUUA
This is a messenger RNA of Helicoverpa zea (corn earworm), 2285 nucleotides long. RefSeq names its product nose resistant to fluoxetine protein 6-like (gene drd). Bases 17 to 2104 code for a protein of 695 amino acids. The record is from RefSeq and is a predicted model, not a curated record. The transcript has 12 exons. Lineage: Eukaryota; Metazoa; Arthropoda; Insecta; Lepidoptera; Noctuidae. Gene Ontology annotation, molecular function: acyltransferase activity, transferring groups other than amino-acyl groups.